AAGAAAAAAGGAAUUACUUGGGCAGGGAGUUGUAGCUUGAGGGAUUUGUCUAUAUUUAAACAAAGGCUCGCUUUGGUUUCAUUCCCAACCUUCUCUUUGUUCUUUGAAGAAAGAAAGAAAUACCCAUUCAUUCUCUUUUCUUUUCCAUAGAUAGAGAUAGAGAAACCAAGAACAAAGAGAGAAAAAGAUAUGGAAGAAACGAAGUCUAGGUUUAAGAGAAUUUGUGUGUUCUGUGGAAGCAGUACUGGCAAGAAAGCUAGCUAUCAAGAAGCUGCUGUUGAGUUGGGCAAGGAAUUGGUGGAAAGAAGGAUUGAUUUGGUCUAUGGAGGUGGGAGCGUGGGAUUGAUGGGUCUUGUUUCUCAGGCAGUUCAUGAUGGUGGGCGCCAUGUUCUAGGGGUUGUUCCAAGGACACUAAUGCCCAGAGAGAUAAUCGGUCAGACUGUUGGAGAAGUGAGAGCUGUCUCUGAUAUGCAUCAAAGAAAAGCUGAGAUGGCACGUCAAGCUGAUGCCUUCAUUGCCCUUCCUGGAGGUUAUGGAACCCUAGAAGAAUUACUGGAAGUCAUUACAUGGGCUCAGCUUGGUAUUCAUCGGAAACCUGUGGGGCUGUUGAAUGUGGAUGGAUUCUAUAAUUCAUUGUUGUGUUUCAUUGACAAGGCCGUGGAUGAAGGCUUUAUAUCCCCAACUGCACGUCGCAUUAUCGUUUCAGCACCAACUGCCAAGCAACUAGUCAGACAACUUGAGGAAUAUGUACCCGAAUACGAUGAAAUAACAUCAAAGCUGGUGUGGGAAGAAGUUGAUAUACUAAAUUAUGUGCCAGGAUCAGGGGUUGCUACAUUGUAGCAUUAGCAUGGAAGACUAAAUAUGAUGAUAUUUUUGAGGUUUAUUUUUUGGCCUACUCAGUAUAUAUAGAAACUACACGUACCAUCUGGAUCACAGCAUCUUUAAUUCAAAGGGGAUUUUUCUUUUUGGAAAUGGGCUAUAUAUAUAUACAUAUAUAAAAGCACAAAUGCAAAAUUUCUCUAGUCUAAAGUGUGUUUUCAGAUGUAUACAUGCGGAGAAAAGAAAAUGUCUCUUUUCCCCUUUUUGUCAAAAACUGACAAGGAAAAAGGCAACCAAUUCAAGCUCUGUUUAUGUGAUUUCUUUCUCUGUUCUUCUAAAGAAUUUAACAAAAGCAAGAAGCAAUAUGCCGUUUGUAAUUUUGUAUAGUCGAAAAGACCCAUUUCAGCAAAUAUGCCAUUUGAGCUUUGGUAUGGAAGCCGCUAGAAAUGAGAGCUGAAUACAGUAAUAUAUUAUUAUUUUUAUUUCUUU
Ricinus communis (castor bean) is the source of this 1308-nucleotide messenger RNA. RefSeq names its product cytokinin riboside 5'-monophosphate phosphoribohydrolase LOG7. The record is from RefSeq and is a predicted model, not a curated record. Gene Ontology annotation, cellular component: nucleus; cytosol. Gene Ontology annotation, molecular function: hydrolase activity, hydrolyzing N-glycosyl compounds. The coding region runs from base 190 to 840 and encodes 216 amino acids. NCBI's taxonomy places the organism in Eukaryota, Viridiplantae, Streptophyta, Magnoliopsida, Malpighiales, Euphorbiaceae. The transcript has 7 exons. Gene Ontology annotation, biological process: cytokinin biosynthetic process.